AGCUGUCUCAUGUGGUGAUGCUGGCUCACAUUCAUUCCCCCCAGCACCCCCAACUCCCACCUCUUCCCUGUCUCCAGAUCACAGGGAUCUGGUACGUGAAGGCCAUGGUGGCGAACAAGAACCUGCCCUUGGAAAAGAGGCCCAAGAAGGUGUCUCCUCUGACAGUGACUGCCCUGGAGGGUGGGGACCUGGAGGCCUCAUUCACCUUCCUAAAGAAGGAUCAGUGCCAUGAGAAGGGAAUUGUGAUGGAGAGAGUGGGGGAUCCUGGUAAAUACAUUGCAAAAGGGGGCAAGAAGCACAUCUACCUCCAGGAGCUGCCAGUGAAGGACCACUACAUCAUUUUAGGUGAAUGCCAGCAUGACGAAAGAACCUUCCACAUGGGAAAGCUGUUGGGCAGAAGCCUGGAUGUGAAUGUGGAAGCCCUGGAAGAAUUUAGGAAAUUCACUCAGUGAAAAGGGUUCCAGCAAGAAAACAUCAUUACCCCAGCCCAGAUAGGUAAAGGAGGGCUCUACCCAUUGUGUCCCUUUGUCCCCGGGGAGGAAGCGCUAUGGAUCUGUUUGCUUUAUCAGUUCUCACCUGCUAUAGGGACAUGGGGCUCAGGCUGGGUCUGGUCAUGGGUGUCUUUGACCUGAAGGCGGGGGUUAAGUUCAGGCUGUGCCUUGUUAGGCAUCUUCUCAAGCGUGCUUUUUUUGUCCCCACAGAGAACUGCAUUCCCGAAAGUGAAUAGGGUGAGUAGGUACUUCUGGAGGACGUUGGAAAUAACCUGAGUUUGGGGUCCACUGGGCUGAGAAGCUGUGUGCUCUGGCAUCAGACCUACUCAAUGGGGGAGAGAGAUGUCCCCUUCCCACCUCCCCUUGCUCUGCUCUGGCCUCCUGUCAGCUCAGGCCCCUGGUCAUUACCCUUGGAAAUCUGUCCUCUAGUGUAAGUCCCAGGACACUCAGGAUCCUUUCUUUUACCUAAUUAAACCUGUCACACCACAGUGUCCUGGCCAGUGAUGUAAAGUUCCUUCUCGGGGCUUCUGCUCCUCCA
Loxodonta africana (African savanna elephant) is the source of this 1029-nucleotide messenger RNA. Its product is annotated as odorant-binding protein 2b-like. Gene Ontology annotation, molecular function: small molecule binding. NCBI's taxonomy places the organism in Eukaryota, Metazoa, Chordata, Mammalia, Proboscidea, Elephantidae. The record is from RefSeq and is a predicted model, not a curated record. The coding region runs from base 18 to 452 and encodes 144 amino acids. The transcript is spliced from 4 exons.